AGCUUCCUGUCAGCGACAGCAACCAGGCUGUUUUUCUGCACUCCGAAAUGAUGAAAUAGGAUUAUUAACUUCUCGUGAGAUGCUAUGGCUGAUAAAGGACAGCCUCAUUGGUCUGAUGUUCUGAAAAAGAGGCUAGCAAACUCCAACAAAGAUGAGAAAAGUGAAGAAGAGAAGAAAGCAGAGGUAACCGAACUGUUCUCAAAGUUUUACACCGAGUGGAGGGGAGGGAGCAGCAAUGACCCGUCCUACAAGACCAUCCCCCGGUUCUACUUCAAGCUACCUGCAGAAGAUGAGGUGUUACUUCAGAAACUGCGAGAGGAAUCCAGAGCUGUGUUCCUUCAGAGGAAGAGCAGAGAGCUGCUCGAUAACGAGGAGCUGCAGAACUUGUGGUUUCUGCUUGACAAACACCAAGUGCCCCCAGUGAAUGGAGAGGAGGCGAUGAUCAACUAUGAAGCCUACCUCCAGGUGGGGGAGAAAGCUGGGCCUAAGUGCAAAAAAUUUUUCACAGCCAAAGUGUAUGCCAAGCUACUCCACAAUGACCCCUAUGGCCGGAUCUCCAUCAUGCAGUUCUUCAACUACGUCAUGAGGAAAGUGUGGCUUCAUCAGACCCGAAUUGGCCUGAGUCUGUACGACGUGGCAGGACAAGGUUACCUCAGAGAGUCGGAUCUGGAGAAUUACAUCCUGGAGCUGAUCCCCACCCUGCCUCAGCUGGACGGGCUGGAGAAGUCCUUCUACUCGUUUUACGUCUGCACCGCCGUACGCAAGUUCUUCUUUUUCCUCGACCCUCUUCGAACAGGAAAGAUAAAAAUCCAAGAUAUCUUGGCCUGCAGUUUUCUGGAUGACCUCUUGGAACUCAGAGAUGAAGAGCUGUCCAAGGAGAGCCAAGAGUCAAACUGGUUCUCGGCUCCGUCGGCUCUCCGGGUCUACGGUCAGUACCUGAACUUGGAUAAAGACCACAACGGCAUGUUGAGCAAAGAGGAGCUGUCCCGUUAUGGCACGGCCACGCUCACCUCCGUGUUCCUGGACAGAGUCUUUCAGGAGUGUCUCACCUACGAUGGGGAAAUGGACUACAAGACCUAUCUGGACUUUGUGUUGGCCCUUGAAAACAGGAAGGAGCCCGCUGCAUUACAGUAUAUUUUUAAACUCUUGGACAUGGAGAAUCGGGGAUACCUCAAUGUCUUCUCUCUCAACUACUUCUUCAGGGCCAUCCAGGAGCAGAUGAAGCUGCACGGUCAGGAGCCCGUCUCCUUCCAGGACGUGAAGGAUGAGAUCUUCGACAUGGUGAAGCCCAGAGACCCGUACAAGAUCACACUGCAGGACCUGGUGAACAGUUGCCAGGGCGACACAGUCGCCAGCAUCCUGAUCGACCUCAACGGCUUCUGGACCUACGAAAACAGGGAGGUGCUGGUUGCCAAUGACAACGACGCCGGCAACACAGCCGACAUGGACGACACUUAAAGAAGAGACCGGAGAAAUCAGCCAGACUCCAAAGAGGACGGCAGUGGUGUGAAUCCAUGACCAUCUGGAGGCAACUCUCAGCUCCUCAUUUUACUGUUCCUGUUUUUUUAAAUGCCCCCUUUCAACUGUUUCUAUGUGUCUGUUUCCUUCUGUAGUGUUGGAAAAACAUCCUUAUUUAUUGUAAUAAGCACUGUUUGUAACCAUCUUUGCCUAAUAAUUAAAUUCUUACUGUAACAUUCCCACCUUGUUUUUUGCUGAAUUUUAUUCAGAGUGAGGUUUUAAUUUUAAAGAUGACACAA
Messenger RNA from Salarias fasciatus (jewelled blenny), 1757 nucleotides. RefSeq names its product serine/threonine-protein phosphatase 2A regulatory subunit B'' subunit gamma-like. Gene Ontology annotation, cellular component: centrosome; spindle. Gene Ontology annotation, biological process: regulation of dephosphorylation; T cell homeostasis; positive regulation of B cell differentiation. The coding region runs from base 85 to 1458 and encodes 457 amino acids. The transcript is spliced from 13 exons. Lineage: Eukaryota; Metazoa; Chordata; Actinopteri; Blenniiformes; Blenniidae. The record is from RefSeq and is a predicted model, not a curated record.